UGUCAGAGCAAAUGUUUCUAAAUGAAUGUAUACUGUGUGUGUGUAUCUGUAAUAGAGAGUGGGUAAAGUUACGUUUGGCAGCUUUAGACACACCCAUUAGUCCAACACUGGUCUGAUGUCAGGAGUAUCCAGUGUCACUCGCAGGUCCUGGAACAUCUUGCUUUUUUUGGCUGGAUUCACCAGUACAUGGUGAAUUUCAUUUGUUAGCUUCAGUCCUGCUCUGCCAAAUCUCACAGCAUGUCGGGUGCCUACGAUGAGUCCGCCAUGUCCGACGAGACCACGGACAGUUUCUGGGAGGUUGGGAACUACAAGCGUACAGUAAAGCGAAUCGAGGAUGGCCAUCGACUCUGCAAUGACAUGAUGAGCUGCAUCCAGGAGCGUGCCAAGAUCGAGAAGGCCUAUGCCCAGCAGCUCACCGACUGGUCCAAGAGGUGGAGGCAGCUGGUGGAGAGAGGGCCGCAGUACGGGACAUUGGAGAGAGCCUGGGUCGCUCUGAUGACAGAAGCAGAAAAGGUGAGCGACUUGCACCAGGAGGUGAAAAAUAACCUGCUGAACGAGGACUUGGAGAAGGUGAAGAACUGGCAGAAAGAGGCCUACCACAAACAAAUGAUGGGCGGCUUCAAAGAAACCAAAGAGGCAGAAGAGGGUUUCCGGAAAGCCCAGAAACCUUGGUCCAAAAAACUCAAAGAGUUGGAAACAGCAAAGAAAGUGUACCACAUGACCUGCAAAGAAGAAAAAAUUGCAUCCACAAGGGAGGCCAAUAGCAAAGGAGAGGCGUCAGUCACAUCAGAUCAGCAAAAGAAACUCCAGGAGAAGUUGGACAAGUGCAAAAACGACGUUCAAAAGGCCAAAGAGAAAUACGAGAAGAGCCUUGAUGAGCUCAGCAAGUGCACGCCGCAGUACAUGGAGAACAUGGAGGUGGUGUUUGAGCAGUGCCAGCAGUUUGAGGAGAAGAGGCUGAACUUCCUCCGGGAAGUGCUUCUGGAUGUCAAACGCCAUCUUAACCUCACCGAGAGCCAAACCUAUGCUACAGUCUACAGGGAACUAGAGCGAAGCGUCGCCUCAGCCAGUGCUCAGGAAGACCUCAAGUGGUUCAACAACGUCCACGGGCCAGGCAUGCACAUGAACUGGCCACAGUUUGAGGAGUUCAACCCAGAGCUGAGCCACUCCAUUAAUAAGAAAGAGAAGGUGAAGAGGAACCAUGAUGGAGUCACGCUGACUCAAAUCACACAUGGUUUAGAUCAGGGAACACCUCAGACUUCAAACCGGGGCAGCGUGAGCAGUUAUGAGAAGAACCAGCAGUAUUCUGCCGAAUGGUCCGAUGACGAGCCGCCGCCUGCGGCUCAACCAGUCAGCGAAACAAACGGCGGUGGAAAUCCAUUCGAAGAGGAGAGUAAAGGAGUGCGAGUGAGAGCGCUGUAUGACUACGACGGCCAAGAACAAGACGAGCUCACAUUUAAAGCAGGAGAAGAGCUGACCAAACUGGAGGACGAGGACGAGCAGGGUUGGUGCAAAGGCCGGUUGGACAGCGGUCAGCUUGGCUUGUACCCAGCUAACUACGUCGAGCAUGUUUAGUUGCCUUGUGGGGUGAAGAAGGCCUUAAAGACUAUUAAGAGAUUUCAGAGAAACUACAAUUUCCUUGCCUGAUUGACUUGCUGAGAAGCUUUACGCAGCAUUUCCUUAAUACCAUAACGAAAAAAACCUACAGUAUCCAAAACACAUAUCUACCCCAACGAGAGCAGGGAAUGAUUCUGUGCGUCUGUGUAGCCAUGUUCAGUAUGAAUUAUUGUGCUGCUGACAUGUGUUCGCGUAUGGUCUCCUGUAACAAUAUUAAUGUAAUGACGUCCAUGAAGCCUAGCAUAGCGAGAAUCAGCUAUGCAAUGUGUAUACUAGAUUUUUAUUUUGAAGUGGAGGUUCUGUGUUAAACCUAGUGGCCCCUUCUCGUGUAUCAACGUGAAACGGCAUUUUCAAUCUAUUUCGCUUACAUAAUUUGAUGUAUUUAUGGAUAUUCAGUGAGAAAAAUGUAGAGCGGGACUUGCUUUUAUGCUAAUUGGAUGCAGAAGAGCGGGCGUUUCAUACUAGAAUGGAUCCGUAUGGUUGAGGGGAGGGCUUUGAAAAUUAAAGGGCUUGAUGACAUCAUUCAACAAGGAGAGUCGUUGUAGAGGCGGAGCAUUUGUAUUUUUUUAACAUAUUUUUCUCGAUGAAUUGUGCACAAUAAUACCAGAAACGUGUGUAAAUAGGGUCAGUUUUGCUUUAAUGCGUCAAAAAAAAAUUCCAAAUGUAAAUAAUGCCUCAAAACACAUUGAAUUCACUUUUCUUCUUUUUUUUAAAAACCUAUUUUAAGAAAAUGUAAAAUCCUGUGAACAAAUUGUAAGCUUUCUCUUAAAAGAGUGCAGAACUUUGGAGAAGUGUCUAGAAACAGGACUGCUGAUGGAAGUUUUCAGAUUUAAUGAUACAAAUUCAGAAUGUUUGAGUCGGGAUAUUAGUUAUGAUUUCAUGACCAUUGAACUGUGGUUCACAGUGGUAUCUGGGCACAUGCUAUUGAAAAGUGUGUUCAAAUGCUUUUUCUUCUGCCUUUUGCCUGUUUAUGAGACUGGGAAUGUCUUUUAACAUGCGAUCUAUAACUGAUUCAGUGGGCAAACUCCUUACUGUAGCGCAACAAUGUUAAUAAUAAUCUAUGGUGAUUUAAUUUGUCAUGUUUUUAACACUGUAGCCUUGUUUUUAGCCUGAGAGCUUCGCUCAGGCUCAGCUGUUAUGGAUUGUGGAUGGAAGAGGUGAUGUGUGUGUAUAUAUAUACUGUAUGUUUAGACCGGACUGACGUGUUUUACUCUUCAUGUCAGUGUAGUAACUGUUCCAUUCAAGUUCACAAUAAAAAACCUCAUGAAUCUGA
Molecule: messenger RNA, 2890 nt
Organism: Onychostoma macrolepis
Lineage: Eukaryota; Metazoa; Chordata; Actinopteri; Cypriniformes; Cyprinidae
Gene: pacsin1b
Product: protein kinase C and casein kinase substrate in neurons 1b
Exons: 10
Coding region: 238-1575 (445 amino acids)
Biological process (GO): cytoskeleton organization; plasma membrane tubulation; regulation of endocytosis
Cellular component (GO): endosome; plasma membrane; cytoplasm
Molecular function (GO): phospholipid binding; protein binding
Source: RefSeq, a predicted model, not a curated record